Dentiscutata heterogama is the source of this 218-nucleotide messenger RNA. NCBI's taxonomy places the organism in Eukaryota, Fungi, Glomeromycota, Glomeromycetes, Diversisporales, Gigasporaceae. The record is from the annotation of a GenBank genome assembly.
GAUUGCAAGAACUGGUAGACAUAACGUUCUUAAUAGAGUUAUCGAUGCUGAGAGGCCUUAUGAUUUCAUUAGUAUGAUCUUUGAAGGAGAAACGCCUAUUCAGUGGGGUUGUCAUGUUAGAAUUACUCUUCAAGAGUUAAUAGGUCCAGGAGGUUCACGUCCAGGAGGUCCACGUUCUACAUUUUAUCAGUAUUGUCUUCAUGCUUCACACGUUCAAG